This is a messenger RNA of Aspergillus wentii DTO 134E9, 1071 nucleotides long. It is a transcript of the gene cpcB, whose product is annotated as 40S ribosomal protein RACK1. NCBI's taxonomy places the organism in Eukaryota, Fungi, Ascomycota, Eurotiomycetes, Eurotiales, Aspergillaceae. Gene Ontology annotation, biological process: positive regulation of protein phosphorylation; rescue of stalled cytosolic ribosome. The transcript is spliced from 4 exons. The coding region runs from base 28 to 978 and encodes 316 amino acids. Gene Ontology annotation, cellular component: nucleus; cytosol. The record is from RefSeq and is a predicted model, not a curated record. Gene Ontology annotation, molecular function: protein kinase C binding; translation regulator activity; ribosome binding.
CCCUUCAUCGUCUCCCAGACUCCGAUCAUGGCUGAGCAGCUGGUCCUUCGCGGAACCCUCGAGGGUCACAAUGGCUGGGUUACUUCCCUGGCUACCUCUUUGGAGAACCCCAACAUGCUGCUUUCUGGCAGUCGCGACAAGACUCUGAUCAUCUGGAACCUUACCCGCGACGAGGAGGCCUACGGUUACCCCAAGCGCUCCCUCGAAGGUCACUCCCACAUCGUUUCUGACUGUGUCAUCUCCUCUGACGGCGCCUACGCUCUGUCCGCCUCGUGGGACAAGUCUCUCCGUCUUUGGGAGCUCGCCACUGGAAACACCACCCGCAGCUUCGUUGGCCACACCAACGAUGUUCUCUCCGUUUCCUUCUCUGCCGACAACCGUCAGAUCGUCUCCGCCUCGCGUGACCGCAGCAUCAAGUUGUGGAACACCCUCGGUGACUGCAAGUUCACCAUCACCGACAAGGGCCACACCGACUGGGUGUCUUGCGUCCGCUUCAGCCCCAACCCCCAGAACCCCGUCAUCGUCUCCGCUGGCUGGGACAAGCUCGUGAAGGUUUGGGAGCUCGCUUCCUGCCGCCUCCAGACCGACCACAUCGGUCACUCCGGCUACAUCAACACCGUCACCAUCUCCCCCGACGGAUCCCUCUGCGCCUCCGGUGGCAAGGACGGUACCACCAUGCUCUGGGACCUUAACGAGUCCAAGCACCUCUACUCUCUCCACGCCGGUGACGAGAUCCACGCCCUCGUCUUCUCCCCCAACCGCUACUGGCUCUGCGCUGCCACCACCACCAGCAUCACCAUCUUCGACCUCGAGAAGAAGAGCAAGGUUGAUGAGCUCAAGCCCGAGUACGUCGAGAAGGGCAAGAAGGCCCGUGACCCCGAGUGUAUCUCGCUGGCCUGGAGCGCCGAUGGCCAGACUCUGUUCGCUGGUUACACUGACAACAAGAUCCGUGCUUGGGGUGUCAUGUCGAGGGCAUAAAUGUGAGGAUGAGCGAUGACGGAGGAGAGGAAAUCUUUUUUGAAACAAAAAAAAGGGCAGGCAUUGGUUGGGAUGUAUGAGCCAUGAGCAAUG